This is a messenger RNA of Nestor notabilis (Kea), 546 nucleotides long. RefSeq names its product extracellular fatty acid-binding protein-like. The transcript has 6 exons. Gene Ontology annotation, molecular function: small molecule binding. The record is from RefSeq and is a predicted model, not a curated record. NCBI's taxonomy places the organism in Eukaryota, Metazoa, Chordata, Aves, Psittaciformes, Psittacidae. The coding region runs from base 1 to 546 and encodes 181 amino acids.
AUGAGGACCAUGGGGCUGAGCCUGGGGCUGGCGCUGCUUUGCCUGCUGCGUGUGGGGGCUGAGGACCUCGGUGCUGCGGAGCUGGACAUGAGCAAGAUUGCAGGGAAUUGGUACAUCACGGCUAUGGCCACAGACAAUGAGAGCUACCUCCAAAUGAAGCAUCAGCUGAAGAUGGCGAUGACUUCCAUCGAGGUCCUGGGGGACGGUGACCUCAACGUCUCCUUUGCUAUUCCCACCCCAGGGCAAUGUAUGAGACUGGUGUCGAUCUACAAGCCAGCAGGAGUCCUGGGUCAAUACUACAGCUCUGACAGAGGCAAUAAGACAGCUCAGGUGGUGGACACGGAUGGCAAGACAUACGCAGUGGUCUUUGCCACCAGAAUGAAGGACGGGAAGACCCUGCAUGCUCUGAGGCUCUACAGCAAGACCCGGGAGGUGAGCCCCAGGAAGGCAGUGCUCUUCAGGAAGCUCGCGAGGCAGAGGAGCUUCACCAAUGACAUGAUCGUCAUGCUGCCCGCCCAGGAUGAAUGCAGCCUCGAUGAGGUGUAG